This is a messenger RNA of Brienomyrus brachyistius, 3044 nucleotides long. RefSeq names its product transcription factor Sox-8-like. The transcript is spliced from 3 exons. NCBI's taxonomy places the organism in Eukaryota, Metazoa, Chordata, Actinopteri, Osteoglossiformes, Mormyridae. The record is from RefSeq and is a predicted model, not a curated record. Gene Ontology annotation, molecular function: RNA polymerase II cis-regulatory region sequence-specific DNA binding; DNA-binding transcription factor activity, RNA polymerase II-specific. Gene Ontology annotation, cellular component: nucleus. Gene Ontology annotation, biological process: morphogenesis of an epithelium; neural crest cell development; negative regulation of transcription by RNA polymerase II. Bases 270 to 1664 code for a protein of 464 amino acids.
AUAACCACUGGACCACAGUGUGGAAUAGAGACAGUAGGCAACGGUCAACCAACAGAAGAAGAGGAAACACAGGAGGAUAUACAUUUAUCUGUUUGUUUUGAUUGUACAAUAAUUUUACUUCAAACGUAGCGAACGUUGUGUGAACAUGCGCAUUCCUUGCCAUUUACAGUAGGUCACUUAAAUAUUCUAAUUAAGCUUUUGAAGAACCAUUACAUCUCUUUAACAGUAAGCCUUCGAAUACAUAUUUUGUUCUGGGUCGUUUUGAUUCAAUGUUGAAAAUGACUGAAGAGCACGAUAAGUCCCUGACGGAACAACCUUGCAGUCCUGCAGGGACCACAAGCUCAAUGUCACAGGACGACUCAGAUUCAGAUGUCCCAUCCUCACCGACGGGAUCAGACGGACACGGCUCCCUGCUCAUGACAGGGAUGAGCAAGAAAAUGGACGGUGAGGAAGACGAACGCUUCCCAGCCUGCAUCCGAGACGCGGUGUCCCAAGUCCUGAAAGGAUACGACUGGUCACUUGUCCCGAUGCCUGUCCGGGGAAACGGAUCGCUGAAAAACAAACCCCAUGUCAAAAGACCUAUGAACGCCUUCAUGGUUUGGGCACAAGCGGCGCGCAGAAAACUAGCGGAUCAGUAUCCCCAUCUCCACAACGCGGAGCUCAGCAAAACCCUUGGAAAACUAUGGCGUUUACUGUCAGAGAACGAAAAGAGGCCGUUUGUGGAGGAAGCGGAGAGGCUGAGGGUGCAGCACAAGAAGGACCAUCCCGACUACAAAUAUCAGCCCCGGCGGCGGAAAAGCGUAAAACCCGGCCAGAGUGACUCUGACUCUGGGGCAGAGUUGAGUCACCAGAUGUAUAAGUCUGAGCCAGGCAUGGCCGGCUUGGGAGGCAUCGGAGAGAACCAUCAUCACCCAGAACAUACGAGCCAUAGUCACGGUCCCCCGACCCCGCCCACCACCCCGAAAACUGAUCUACAUCAUGGAGGAAAACAGGACCUCAAGCAUGAAGGCAGGCGACUCCUGGACCCCGCUAGACAGAACAUCGACUUCAGUAACGUAGACAUAUCCGAGCUUAGCACCGAUGUCAUUAGUAACAUGGAAGCCUUUGACGUCCACGAAUUCGACCAAUAUUUGCCACUAAACGGUCAUGCGGCUUCUGCUUUGCCCCCGGAUCACUGCCAUGGACAAAACUCAGCGGCGAUCGGUUCAUACAAUUCCUCAUACAGUCACCCGGGAGUGAAUGGCCCCGUUUGGAAUCGGAAAAGUGCCACAUCGGCCACAUCCCCGACCGGUACUGAAGCAGGACAACAGCGACCGCACAUUAAAACCGAGCAACUGAGCCCGAAUCACUACAGCGAUCACUCCCACGGCUCCCCUUCCCACGCUGACUUCGGGACGUACAGCGGUCAGUCCUGUGUUACUUCGGCCGCCUCAGCCGCGGGAACCUCAUUCUCCAGCUCUCAGUGUGAUUACGCUGACCUCCAGAGCUCCGGUUACUACAAUCCUUAUUCGGGAUACCCCUCCAGUAUUUACCAAUACCCGUAUUUUCAUUCCUCUCGCCGGGCAUAUGGAAGUCCACUGAUCAACAGCUUGUCCAUGCCGCCCUCGCAUAGUCCCACACAUAACUGGGACCAGCCGGUAUACACAACUCUGUCAAGGCCAUGAACAUCUACCUUGCAGGUGGACUAUCAGCCCAUCACUAACUAAUUCUUACGGACCUUCGGGCGUCUCAUAGUUUUCUGCACUAAUAAAGUAAUAGUUAGAUUGGGUGUUGUGCCAACUAACAGAAAAAAGUAAGAAUAUUAGGAAUAAAAUAUACAAGUGCCUACUGAUUUAUGCAAGGUUUUUCUGUGAAUGUCUUCGACUCCUUUGACUUCUACCGCGGACGUCUUUAUCUUCUAGAUGUGUUUAUACUAAGACAUCGAGAGAAAGUCCUCCAUGAGGACCAUCUUAAAACCAUCAACUCUUCCAGUAGUGCACCUGCGCAUGAGUGUAUGCUAAACUGCGUGAAUUUCGGAAAGAUUGUUCUUUUAAAACGAAACAGACGUUUUUCAUUGCUGUUUGAGUACUGGGACCAGUCAAAUAAAUUCGAGGUUACGUUGAAGUACAUUAAUGGCUAUCAUGCAUGACUUUUCAAACUGUUUUCCUAAGCGAUGUCAGAUCACCCAAAUCAGACUCAACAGUAAUUCGAGAAGUAUUUUUGCUGUUAAAAUGUUCCCUUUUAUAUUCAUGCUUAUUGAUUUUUCCCCCUUUUGUUUCACGUAUAUAUCGCAUUCUUAUCUUACAGCAUUAGAAAGCCUGAUGUAAAUUUUGGAAAGGUAGAUCAGAACCACAUUUCAUUUAUAAAUUUAUUACAAAAAGUACAGAUGUUACGGAUUCUUUGCCGGGAAACCAAGCAGCAGCACAACUCACUUCAUGUCAUUUGAGGCAACAGGUGUCUUUAGCUCUGCUCGUCGAAAUGUGACGGAUGGCGCCUAAAGGAACGGAUGCGGUAGCGCCAUACGCGCUGUGAGUGAUGGGCCAGGUGGACUGAGCGAUCAAUCCGUGCUGAAGCUGACGAAGAACUGUCGCUAUUCACCCUCUUCCCCUUCCCCGUCUUCACCUGAGCACUGUACAGUGGUACAUGCUGUCCCACGAGCAUCCCCCUCCCCACAGUAAAUGCGUAACAUAUGCAAACAUUUCUGAUAAGGACAAAAACCAGAAUUUGAUAGGGCAUUAUGAAAUGAGAUUUUGAUGAAUUAUUGUCCUAUUUAUGCGGUGUCAGAAUAUAUUCGAAUAGAAACCCAGGACCAAAAUAAUCAUCUUGGAGUAAAUUUAAAGAAAUAUAUUGUUAACUGAUGUUUACCCUACCUGGAAAUAAUGGUAUGUUCGUAAAGACGCUAUUGAGUGACACGUUUAUAGGGAAAGACAAUUCCCUGAAUUUUACAUAUUUCUUAUUUCAUAAAUAUAUUAUAUCCUACAUAACGACUGAUUCGAAGAGUAAUACAAAAUGUUCAUUACGGAACUCAAAAUGAACACAAAAUCUAAUAAAAACUAAAAAUCUCA